Messenger RNA from Xyrauchen texanus (razorback sucker), 1803 nucleotides. RefSeq names its product CD59 glycoprotein-like. The record is from RefSeq and is a predicted model, not a curated record. NCBI's taxonomy places the organism in Eukaryota, Metazoa, Chordata, Actinopteri, Cypriniformes, Catostomidae. The transcript is spliced from 4 exons. Bases 150 to 515 code for a protein of 121 amino acids.
GGGCGAGUGUGAGGUUGGGCGAGAGCCUGCACAAGGAGGAGGAGGCACGAGGAAUGCUUUUGGAUCAUUGAUACGCACAAGCUUGGACAUUUGUGUUAUUUGAAUAUUUUGAGCAGGUCUUUUAGGUCAGAAAGGGUUUGUUUUCCAUAAUGAAGUGCUCUUUUGGACUUUUUCUUGCGAUCUGUUGUGUGACUCUUAGCUUGGGAUCAUCUCUUCAGUGCUACAAGUGUGAGGAUUACUUUGGGGGCCAAUGCAAUGUACAUAAAGAAUGCUCUUACGAGGAUGCAUGUUUAUAUCUCUAUGAGAAAGGUGGAAAGACAGUUCGCAAGUGUAUUCGAUACACCGACUGUGACAACUCUCGACUGUCCCAGCUGUUCCCGGCGAUAUCAGAGUACACUUACAGGUGCUGCCACACGGACCUGUGCAACAGCAGUCCGGCGACCAUUGCGGGCACCUCAUUUCUGUCCCUAAUGACGGCAGUGACUGGCCUAUGGUGGAGCUGCUUCGCUGCAUGAGAUUUAUUUUGUAAAUUUGCUAUUAGGCCACAUCCACACUAGUGCAUUUUAUUUUUGAAAACUAAGUUUUCAGUUUUGCAACAUCAUCAUUUUCCAAAGUAGGUGGUAAAAGGAAACAUUUCCGAAAUGCUCUGUUUUCGGUGGUGGAAAAAGCUGUUCCAGUGUGAUGUGCAAAAUUAGAGUGUUUUCAAACUAAAACAUUUUAUUAUGGAUGUGGCCUCAAGUUCAGUCUCAAGCACGUCGGCUAUUUGUUGUCUUAAUAAUCAUGUAUAUAGACCUUAUUCAGUGUAGCGCCAUGUUAAAUUUUUGACGGGAAUGAAUAUGAGGCUGUAAGGAAAAACUUUCUCUUUAAUUGGUUGUACUGUUGCUUAAAUUGGUGUUGAUCGUUCUGCUGACAAAACACUUUAAAGACAUCUUUCCAAAAACAAAUUCAUAAAACACAAGUUUAAUUCUCAUCACAAAUCAAAUAUGGCGCUGCUCUAAAUAUUAUCUAUUUACACCGAUCAGCCACGACAUUAAAAUCACCUGCCUAAUGUUGUGUGGUCCCCGUUGUGCCGCCAAAACAGCCCAACCUGCAUCUCAGAAUAGCAUUCUUCUCACCACAAUUGUACAGAGUGGUUAUCUGAGUUACUGAAGACUUUGUCAGUGUGAACCAGUCUGGCCAUUCUCUGUUGACCUCCAUCAUCAACAAGGCAUUUCCAUCCACAGAACUGCCGCUCAGUGGAUGUUUUUUGUUUUUGCCACUAUUCUGAGUAAAUUCUAGAGACUGUUGUGUGUGAAAAUCCCAGGAGAUCAGCAGUUACAGAAAUACUCAAACCAGCCCGUCUGGCACCAACAAUCAUGCCACGGUCCAAAUCACUGAGAUUAAUUUUUCCCCAUUCUGAUGGUUGAUGUGAACAUUAACUGAAGCUCCUGACCUUUUUAUGCACUACAUUGCUGCCACACGAUUGGCUGAUUAGAUAAUUGCAUGGAUGUUUGUUGGUGCCAUACGGGCUGGUUUGAGUAUUUGGUUGGUUGAGUAGGGGGUUUUAAUGUUGUGGCUGAUCGGUGUAUUUACUAUACAUAGGCCAUUAUUUAGCUAAUAUUUUGUUUUAACUAACUGCUGUAAUAUCGUAAAUCACUAUUUGUUGUAAAGAAUUUAUUUGUCCAAUUGUUCUGCUGUUUUCUUAAAUUAUUAUUGUUUUGCCCUUUUCAUCAUUUUUUCCUUUAUUUUUUAUUUAUAGAAUUUUGGAUAACGUUUUAAAAGAAUAAGUAAAAUGCUCAAUUUUAACGUAUAUGACUUUUGUAU